This is a messenger RNA of Alnus glutinosa, 2011 nucleotides long. RefSeq names its product putative pentatricopeptide repeat-containing protein At3g49142. Gene Ontology annotation, molecular function: protein binding; RNA binding. The record is from RefSeq and is a predicted model, not a curated record. The coding region runs from base 6 to 1916 and encodes 636 amino acids. NCBI's taxonomy places the organism in Eukaryota, Viridiplantae, Streptophyta, Magnoliopsida, Fagales, Betulaceae. The transcript has a single exon. Gene Ontology annotation, biological process: RNA modification.
UCUUCAUGCCAACUGUGAAGUCUGUGAUGACCACCUCCUCUGCACGCAAGACAUUUGCCCUUGUAAUCUCCCGUUAUUACUCUUCUGCCACUGUGCUCAACACGCCUCUCCAUCCCCUCCAUUCUCUUCAGUUUGCGAUAGACCAACAAUCUCUGAGCCUCAGCCUAGAAUGCCACGCUCAAAUCCUCACUCAUGGGCUCGGACAAAACCCUUUCCUCGCCACGAAGCUCAUCUCCGUGUACGCUAUAUGUGGAAGCCCAGCUCGGUCACGGCUCGUUUUUGACUGGGUUGAGCUCAAGAAUGUGUACCUAUGGAACUCUUUGAUUAAUGUGUUUGUGAAAAAUCGUGUCUAUAAUGAGGCUUUUGAUACAUUCCACGAAAUGUGCUCUAGUGAUGAAAUACCGGAUGAUUAUACGCUCGCAACGCUCGCGAAAGCAUCCGGCGAGAUUGGAGACUCAGUUGCUGGGAAAUGGAUUCACGGGAAGAGUUUACGAAUCGGGUUUGUUUUGGAUACGGUUGUUGCGAAUUCGUUGAUGUCGAUGUACUGUAAAUGUGGUGAAUUUAGUGAAUCCCGGAAGUUGUUUGAUGAAAUGCCGAAAAGAAAUUCAAGUUCCUGGAAUGUAAUAAUAGCGGGCUAUGCGAACUCCAGGGGUUGCAGUUUUGAUGAGGAAUUAUGGCAGGUAGUAAAAUAUAUGCAGAAUGAUGGGGUGAAACCCGAUGGGUUUACAGUUUCGAGUCUGCUGCCUCUUUGUGGCGGUGAUGGUGGGAGAUGGGAUUAUGGGAGGGAGCUUCAUUCUUAUAUUGUGAAGAAUGAAUUGGAUUUGGGUUUGGGGUCAGAUGUUCAUUUGGGGUGUUGUUUGAUUGAUAUGUACUCAAGGAGUAAUAAAGUUGUUGUGGGUAGACGGGUGUUUGACAGAAUGAGAUGUAGAAAUGUUUAUGCUUGGACAGCGAUGAUCAAUGGUUAUGUGCAGGAUGGAGCUUCGGACAAAGCAUUGAUUCUUUUUCAUGAAAUGCAGGUGAAAGAUGGAAUAGAGCCCAACAGAGUGUCACUUGUGAGCAUCCUUCCUGCUUGUAGCUCACAUGGUGGUUUAAUAGGUGGGAAACAAAUUCAUGGGUUUGCAAUCAGAAAGGAAUUGUAUCAUGAUGUAUCUUUAUAUAAUGCUUUGAUUGACAUGUAUUCCAAGUGCGGGAGCUUGGAUUGUGCAAGGAGAGUUUUUGAGGACGAUUCCUUUUGUAAAGACGCAAUCUCUUGGAGCUCAAUAAUUUCGGGGUACGGAUUACAUGGAAGGGGCAAGGAAGCCAUCUUUUUGUAUGAGAAGAUGCUUCAGCAUGGGAUCAAACCAGACAUGAUAACAAUAGUGGUGGUUCUUUCUGCAUGUGUAAGGUCAGGGUUGGUGACUGAAGGCCUCAACAUCUAUAGCUCAGUAAUAAAUGUGUAUGGAAUUAAACCAACAGUUGAAAUUUGUGCUUGUGUGGUUGAUUUGUUUGGCAGAUCAGGCCAGCUAAAUCAAGCUUUAGAUUUUAUUAAAUCAAUGCCUGUGGAACCUGGUCCAAGUGUUUGGGGGGCUCUUGUUAGUGCCUCUAUAAUGCACGGGAAUUCUGACAUCCAAGAUCUGGCUUAUAGAUUUCUUAUUCAGCUAGAACCGAAGAACCCCUCGAAUUUUAUCUCGCUAUCAAAUUUAUAUGCUUCUUCGAGGAGAUGGGAUGUUGUAGCUGAAGUAAGAACGAUGAUGAAAGAAAGAGGUUUGAGGAAGGCUCCGGGCUGCAGUUGGAUUAGCAUUAAUAGUAGUACUCAUUGUUUCUAUGUCGCUGAUAAAGUACAUCCUUGCUCCAAUUCAAUCUAUGAGAUGCUUGAUUACCUUGUUCCGAUAAUGAAGGGAGCUAGUCCUUCUUCUGAUAUUGAAUAUAUGGUAUAGAUGUGUUGGCAUUUGAUGGAUAAAUAGGCUGUUUCAUGGAUUCCAAGAUGUUUUGAGGGGCAUCUUGACUGAAUUAUACAGUGCGGAAGACAGUA